This is a messenger RNA of Lottia gigantea (owl limpet), 2244 nucleotides long. RefSeq lists its product as hypothetical. The record is from RefSeq and is a predicted model, not a curated record. Gene Ontology annotation, cellular component: nucleus. Lineage: Eukaryota; Metazoa; Mollusca; Gastropoda; Lottiidae. The transcript has 8 exons. Gene Ontology annotation, molecular function: RNA polymerase II CTD heptapeptide repeat phosphatase activity. Bases 1 to 2244 code for a protein of 747 amino acids.
AUGGAACCCGACAUUAUGAAGUUAGUUGUUCCUGGUGAAAAACCAGUGAAAAUAACAAAAUGGAAAGUUCGUCAAGGCACACAUGUAUCGAAGGGAGUUUUAUUGGCACUAUAUCAAACUGAAGAACAAGAGACAGACAAACUUCCUCUCAAACUGAAGGCACCAGACGAUGGAUUUGUGAAGAAAAUUUGCGUCAAGGAAGGACAACUCUGUCAACCCGGAGCUAACUUGCUAGAAAUAGAGCCUCAAUCAAGUACUGUUUGUACACAUCCAACUGUAAUGAAAGAUAUGUGCGCAGAAUGUGGUGCUGAUCUCAGAUGUGAAUUAGGUUUAGCUGGUGACCGUAAAGAGCCAGUACAGGCUUCAGUUGCUAUGGUACAUUGUAUACCAGAGUUAAUAGUUAGUGAAGAGGUUGCUCUUGAACUAGGGAAAGCUGAUGAGAAUCGGUUAUUAGAGUCCAGAAAGUUAGCUUUGUUAGUUGAUUUAGAUCAAACAUUAAUACAUACCACCAAUGAUUCUAUACCAAACAAACUAAAGGAUGUUUACCAUUUUCAAUUAUGGCAUGGCAGAAAGUUACUGUGGUAUCAUACAAAAUUCCGUCCUGGAACUAAAGACUUCUUAAAGAAAAUUUCUGAGAUGUAUGAAUUACAUAUCUGUACAUUUGGAGUACGGAUGUAUGCCCAUACCAUAGCUAGAUUUAUAGAUCCUGAUGGGAAAUAUUUCUCUCAUCGUAUCCUGUCUAGAGAUGAAUGUUUUGAUGCCAUGUCAAAAACUGCUAAUCUCAAAGCAUUGUUUCCAUGUGGUGAUUGUAUGGUAGCUAUUAUUGAUGACAGAGAAGAUGUAUGGAACUAUGCUCCCAAUCUGAUCCAUGUCAAACCAUAUCAUUUCUUUCAAGGUACUGCUGAUAUCAAUGCUCCUCCUGGACUCACUAAAACUGAAAAUGAUGAUAUUCCGGUCAAUCAUGAGAUUCGGAGAUCUGUCAGUAUGGAAUCUGUGAAAGAGGGCAAGGAAUCUGCUACCACAUCUGCAGAUGCUGUAGGAACAGAUGAAAAACAACCUGAUAAUACUACUGACAAGACAGUUAAUAAGUCACCAACAGAGGUGCAAACUUCCGAAGACACUAAUGAUGUAGAUAUGAAAGAUGAUGAUAAGAGUGACCUUAAUUCAAAUAAGAGUGAUGAGAAUGAUAAGAAUUCCAAUCAAGAUUCUUCAUCCAAAGAGGAUAAUACCGGUAGCACAGGAAGUAAGAACAAGGAACCACUUACCACUCAGGUGAGUGAAGAAGAGGAAAUCGAGUGGGUAGAUGAUGAUGAUUACUUGUAUUAUCUAACAGACAUUUUGACUAGAAUUCACAAAGCAUAUUAUGACUUUUAUGACCAGAUGAAGAACAAAGACGAUAUCUCAGACUUGCCAAAUAUGAAAAAUGUCAUUCCAUAUGUCAAGCGAAAAGUGUUAAAAGGUGUUAAUAUUGUGUUCAGUGGAAUUGUUCCUUUAAACAUGGCUCCAGAAAAAUCACGUGCUUAUGUCAUCGCCAAAUCAUUAGGUGCUACAAUCCAUCAAAAUAUCAUUCUACCUACAGACAGUGCAGAAGAAUCCACAACCCAUUUGAUAGCGUCAAAGGCAGGUACUGCCAAAUACAAAUUUGCCAAAAAAUUGAAAAGAAUUAAGAUUGUGAACUUAGAGUGGUUAAUGAGUUGUUCUUAUCGGUGGGAAAGAGUGGACGAGAGGUUGUUCCCUGUUACUGAUGACCUAUCAGGAGUAUCUUGUGAAAGCCCUGUACAAGAUCUUGAAAGCCUGAAGAAGAGGCUGGCAAGUUUCAACCCACUGUACUCCUUCUCUGAUGAAGAUAUAGAGUGUAUGGAUAAAGAAGUCGAGAAUCUUUUGGAUGAAGAUGAUGAUGGAGAUUCCGAUGAAGAUGAAGAAGAAAGAGAUCAGAGAAAUAGAACAAAAGUAAUCUGCUCUACUCCUGAAGAUUCUUCCACAGAUGACAGUCUGCAAGGAAACUUCCCUAAAGGCUGGAAAAAGAAAUCUACCUCUUUGUCGCUUCAGAAUAAAAUAGAAACAGAAGACAGUGAUGCCCCGGUGCCAGAUGAGGACUCUGAAAAUGAACUGGACAAAUAUCAAAAAAAUGUUGAAGCGUUUUCCCCAGAGUCCGAGAAAAGUGACACUGACAAAGACUCUAUUGGUUCUGUUGAUGAUGAAAUUGCUGAUGCUGUAGAGAAAGAGUUUCUCUCAAUGUUAUAG